This is a messenger RNA of Ciona intestinalis (vase tunicate), 3556 nucleotides long. Lineage: Eukaryota; Metazoa; Chordata; Ascidiacea; Phlebobranchia; Cionidae. The record is from RefSeq and is a predicted model, not a curated record.
UCCCCAUUAAGAAAACUUAGGUAUGGAGAGUUGCGUCACGGGACAUAUUUGCCCUGUGUUACCAGCUCUUAUUGUUACAAUGCAACAGACGAAUGUUUUUUUAUUAGUGAAAUAACGAUUUAGGAACACUUGCCAGUACCGAAGAUCAAAUUAAUUACAACAACAAAGAGAAGGGAAUUAGCAACAAAACGACCGCCAUUACAAACGUUUUGUUUUGUUAAUAUUUCUGGAAAAUGGGAGAAAGUGUUAAAUACUUUAUGUCCCAUUGGGGACCUUUUUUAAAAAUAUUUCUUGCACCUCGUUCAAUACUAAACAACUUCCCUCAUAUGGAAGAUGACGUUCGAAAACAAAUCACUGACGAAGGAAAUAAGAUAAAACAAGUCGAAUUGUUUAUAAAAUAUUUGGAGGAAUGUGAAGAACCUGGAAUUUUGCAAGCAUUUCUAGAUGCAUUGAGAAAUAGUCAAGGCACAGGACAGUGGAUAGCUGAUGUGUUGGAUGGUAAGCUGGACCAUCAACUUGGAAAAUGUGAGGAAUACAUGCAAGAUGUUCCACAAAUAAAAAAGCUUUUUAUUUUGAUCAAGAAGGAUUUAAAUGUGAUAGACUUUGAGGAUUUUACUUCUUUUUUCUCACACCAUCUGGACACUGAAGAAAAAGAAGAAAUCCAAAGUGUUUUUGUCAAGGGAAACUCAGCAGCAGGAACUGCAUUCUUCUCUAUUAUAGUUCGGAAACCUCCUUCAUGGUUAAAAGAAUUUCUUGAAGAAAUAGAGGGACAACAUUACAUUCACAAAUUACAUGGAAGUCUCGCAGCAGCCCUUAGAGAGUAUUUUUUCUUUUAUGAAGAACGGACAUCUGACAAUAGGGAUGGGGAAACAAUAGAAUCUCAGACUCAUGCUGAACCUGAACCUUUUGAAUCAAAUAACUUUGAUCAGAGACCUAAAACUUCACUGUUGAGAUGUAUGGACAUGUUGAACAUAACACGCGGGGAGCAUAGCGGUUCAAUUAAACAACUGAAGCUAAGGAAUUACCAAUUGGAACUUGCUGAGCAGGCAUUACAAGGAAACAACUCACUUAUUGUUGCACCAACUGGAACUGGAAAAACUCUAGUAGCUCAACACAUUUGCACGGAACAUUUAAGACGAAACCCGAACAGCAAAAUAGUUUUCCUGGUUCCAAGAGUUGUAUUGGUUGAACAGCAGCAUGAUGCAUUCGACAGUCAAAUGAAGUAUGAACAAGGUAUGCUGUGCAAAAUCAGUUCAGAAAAUACCACCAAUGCUGCACCUAACUUCUUGAUCAUGGGACACAAAAUAACGUUCAUGACACCACAGAUUCUUUUUAAUUAUCUGGAGAAAGAUUGUGACUUCAUUAAUGAGCUUGGUCUUCUCAUAUAUGAUGAAUGUCAUCAUGCAAUGAAAGGGGAUCCUUACAACUCCAUUAUGAAAGUUUAUCACGAUAACUUGACAAAGUACAACGGUGCAAAACCUUUACCACAAGUAAUUGGAAUGACUGCUUCUCCUGGAGUCGGUGGUGCAAAAUCUGUUCAAGCAGCAACACAGCAUAUAAAGAGACUAUUGGCAAACUUAAAUGUAACAACUGCACCAGUGGAGGUUAUUGAGAACAAAAAGGAGUUGGGAAAACAUACAACAGAAACUACAUGUGAAAUAAGGCGCAUUGAUCGGAAAAAAACACAAUUUCAGGAAAACAUGGUUACACUCAUAAAUAAAAUAUGGGAAAACUUGAAAAUAGAAUUCGAAAAAGCUGAAAAUGAAGUAAAAGAUAUAGACACGAACCUGAAAGCAAAACCUGGAACACAAGCAUUUGAGGCUUGGUGUGUCCAGUUAAGGGAAUCAAGCAGUACAUUAAGAAAUGACAAAUUAAGUCAACGACUUCAGGAAUAUGCUCAACACCUACGUGAAUAUAACAACUCAUUGAUGAUUGAUUAUGAUCUAACCAGCACAGAAGCUUGUGAUUAUGUAACUCAGUUUUGGUGUAAUGCAUGCACCACAGUUGUACCAGAAUUAGAACAAUUGCAUGAAGAUUAUGCACCUAAGAGAGAAUAUCAUACCAGCCCCAUAUUGAGAAAAUUGUUUGAAAUUCUCACCGCUGAGUUUGUCGACUUCCCAGAAUCUAAGUGUAUUAUAUUUGUACGCACCAGGUGUAUUGCCAAGGCUUUGGUAACUUGUCUUAUGGAAGAUUUUUAUGAUUUAAAACCAAAGCAACUGACUGGAGUGGGAGCUUCUGCUGGAGAUGGAGGAAUGACCAGGGUUGAACAAGAAGACACCAUUUCAUCUUUCAGAGAUGGUUCGACCAAAAUAAUUGUUGCAACUUCAGUUGCAGAGGAAGGAUUUGAUAUUCCAGCUUGUAACUUGGUGAUUGCAUACAACUACUCUACCAAUGAAAUUGGUCAUGUACAAAGGCAAGGUAGAGGUCGUGCAAAAGAAAGUAAAAUGUUCCUUCUCGCUUAUGAAGGCAGUGCACUAAUUCAUCAGGAAGAAACUAACAUAGCUCAACUAGAGUGUUCUCGUGAAGCACUAAAACAAAUCAGAAAUACCAAUUCAACCAUUCUUGAACAAGAAAUUAAGGAAUUUCAAAGACUUUUAAAAGUUGAGAGAGAAUCCGAAAGAUCAGCAGCUCAACGUCAAAUUGAGGGCGCAAUCGCAUCUAACAAGAUAUGGACAUUCUUAUGUAAAAAGUGCAAAAAAGUUGCCACCACUUCUGAUAAAUUUCAGCAUAUUAAUCAUCAGCACCAUGUUGUGGUUGAUGCGGGCUUCAUAGAGAGAGCAGAGAUAGUUCAAUAUCCAGCUAUAAAACAUAAAGUUUUUGGAGAACAAACAAUUAUUGGAAUAGUGAAGUGUAAAAGCUGCAGGUCUGAUUGGGGAGCAUAUAUGAGACACAGACAACAGCCUAUCUCUGUUCUUAAGAUUGUCAACUUCGUGUUACAACAUGAAGAAGAUAGGAUUACUGUUAAGCAAUGGAAAAAAUCUCCUUUCAAUGUUCAUAAAGAGUUCAUGGAAUGAAUUACAAGUUCCUGUUUUACAUAGUAGUUUUAUUUUUAUAAUCGAAAUGCUUUGGCAGGGUAUUAUUUUUUUAAGCCACUUUGGAGCAAUUGCCUUUACAUUACGUAUCUUUAAUAUCUGUAUAAUAACAUGUACAUAACACUUUAACAGAGUAUAUAUAUAUUUUAUGAUAUGUAAUAUUAAAUUUGUUGUUUUAUGAUUGUACAAUGGUGUGUUGUAAUACUUCUGCACUUAUCCAUUAAGCCGAUUAGGAGUUGUAAAUAUAAAUAUUUAUCAUCAUUUCUGUCCCUAUGAUUCUUCCUUCCAACUAAAUGUAAAUAUGAUUUUAACCAUAAACGUGUUUAAUCGUUGAGUCGCUUUAUCUGUCGUUUUGACGGGAUAUCCUGUCCUUUAGUUUUACAGCAAACGUUACUACUAUAUAACUUUAUCAUCACGUUGAAGACAACUAACAUAUGUCUUUUUAUUUGUUUCUAAUUAAUAAAGUGGAUAAAUGAGUAGUACUAAUAAUGUAUUUAUUGUGUAUAAAUAAAUGUAACUUAUUU